CAACAAUAACGUGCCUGAAUAUAUAAAUCUCGCUUCGACGCGCGCAAAACAACGCAGCAGACGUCUUUCUGUACAACGCAGCUAACCAGUAGCAGAAACUUUUUAUUUUAGAUGCUACAAUUUUUUGUUGUUUUUUAGUGAAUCAGAAAUAUUAAGGAAAAUUUCAAAGAUGGAUGAAGACUUAUUGAAGCCAUAUUUUACUGGGAAACAAUUUGCAGCCAUGUCGGAAUAUGAGAAGAAGAGGCAUCUUAACAUGAAACAGAAUUAUGAAAUGAUGAUUAAAAUAGGACUGGAAGUUUCAAAGCCAGUUUUCAUGAAAGGACCAUUUCAUCCAAAAAAGAGAAAAGUUAUUGAUAGUGACGACAGUGAUGAAGAUUGGAAACCUGGGGUAGACGCUGUUACUGUGAAAAGAAAGAAGAUAUCCAGUAGAUUUAGUGCUCCAUUUCGUGUAUAUGGACAAACAAGUAAAAAUCAAAACAUAAAGAGGAACCAACUUGCUGAAACAGAGUCUGCAUCUAAUUCUGGCAAUGGUGGCAAUAUUCAAAGUGAUGACUGCAGAUCUGCAGGAAAGUCUAGGAAAGCUAAAGGUGGUGGUGUUGCAUCAAACCGCUAUCCAAAAAGAAGUGAAAUUAAGCCUAUGGUUUGCUAUAAGGAGUCAGAAAUACCAGAUGAUGACAACUUCAUUUAUUGUGAAGACUGCUGUGAACUGAAUGAGGGUCAGUGUCCACUUCACCCGCUAAUUAAAGUAAAGGAUAAACCAACAUCUAAAACAUGCAAUGAUCGUGCACGUUUAAGUCUUCCUGAUGGUCUUCAAAUUAGACCGUCAAAAAUAAGGAAGGCAGGGCUUGGUGUUUGGACAAAGACAAGUUUUCCUAAAGGUGUUCAGUUUGGGCCAUAUGAGGGUGAAGUUGUAUUUGGUGAUGAAGGUUACAGUGGUUAUGCAUGGCAGAUAUAUAAAGAAGGAAAAAGAAGUCACUUUAUUGAUGGGCAGAAGGAGAACAAGUCAAACUGGAUGAGGUUCGUGAACUGUGCUAGAAAUGAACAUGAACAGAAUCUGGUAGCUUUCCAGUAUCAUAACCAAAUCUACUACAGAACUUUCAAACCAAUAUUGGCUCACUGUGAGUUGUUAGUGUUUUAUGGGCAGGAGUAUGCUCAGGAAUUAAAGAUUACUGAUUUUUACAGUGGAGUUUUGCUGAAAAAUACAAAGAAAAAAGGGGGAUGCAAGAUGGCCUUUGAGGAACAAAAAAGUGAAAAUCAGAUAAUAAAUGAUGUUUCUAAGCAACAAUUAUGCUACAAGAGUAAAACCUUUGUUCCCAACCAAACUGAGCAGAAUAAUUUUUGUGCCACUUCAAAGAGAAGAAUUAAUGUGCAGACAGAAAACCAGAAAAAUACAGUGCCAACUAGUCACAAACCAUCUGAAGAUAAUAGCAUUGAUGAAUACAGCAAUAGGAAAUUAAAUAUUAGUAGUAAUUCGAAAAAAGAUUUGAAAAUACACACGACAGGAGGGAAAACAUAUGACUGUAAACACUGUGGAAAUAAAUUUACUCAAAGUUUUAAUUUGCAAAGACAUCUAAAAAUACAUACAGACGAAAAACAAUAUGAAUGUGGACACUGUGGUAAAGAAUUUAUUGAGGGUGGUCAUUUGAAAAGACAUAUAAGAAUACACACAGGACAGACACCAUAUGAAUGCCAACACUGUGGAAAGAAAUUUAAACAAAGUGCUGAUUUGAAAAUACAUAUAAGAAUGCACACAGGCGAGACACCAUAUGAAUGUGAACACUGUGGAAACAGAUUUAGUGAUAAUAGUAAUUUGAAAGCACAUGUAAGGAUACACACAGGUGAGACACCAUAUGAAUGUGAACACUGUGGAAGGAAAUUUAAUCAUAGUGGUAGUUUGAAAAGACAUUUGAGAAUACACACAGGUGAGACACCAUAUGAAUGUGAACACUGUGGAAGGAAAUUUAAUCAUAGUGGUAGUUUGAAAACACAUUUGAGAAUACACACAGGUGAGACACCAUAUGAAUGUGAACACUGUGGAAGGAAAUUUAAACAAAGUGGUCAUUUGAAAAAACACUUGAGAAUACACACUGGAGAGAAACCAUAUGAAUGUGAACACUGUGAAAGGAAAUUUAAACAAAGUGGUGAUUUGAAAACACAUAUAAGAAUACACGCUGGACAGACACCAUAUGAAUGUGAACACUGUGGAAGGAAAUUUAAACAAAGUGGUCAUUUGAAAAAACACUUGAGAAUACACACAGGUGAGACACCAUAUGAAUGUGAACACUGUGGAACGAAAUUUAAACAAAGUGGUGAUUUGAAAAGACAUAUAAGAAUACACACUGGAGAGAAACCAUAUGAAUGCCAACACUGUGGAAAGAAAUUUAGAAAUAAUAGCAGUUUUAAAUGGCAUUUAAAAAAAUGUACAAACAGUAAAAAAGAUAUAGCAAGAUAUAUGAUUGAGAAAGAAGAAUAG
This is a messenger RNA of Anneissia japonica, 2473 nucleotides long. Its product is annotated as zinc finger protein 3-like. The transcript has 10 exons. The coding region runs from base 170 to 2473 and encodes 767 amino acids. Gene Ontology annotation, molecular function: protein binding; histone methyltransferase activity. Lineage: Eukaryota; Metazoa; Echinodermata; Crinoidea; Comatulida; Comatulidae. Gene Ontology annotation, cellular component: nucleus. Gene Ontology annotation, biological process: regulation of DNA-templated transcription. The record is from RefSeq and is a predicted model, not a curated record.